This is a messenger RNA of Knipowitschia caucasica, 231 nucleotides long. NCBI's taxonomy places the organism in Eukaryota, Metazoa, Chordata, Actinopteri, Gobiiformes, Gobiidae. The record is from the annotation of a GenBank genome assembly.
AUGCGAGGACUUGGCUCAGAGCGGCUCAUCGAGAGAGUCAAGUGGUUGCCCUCGCGCUGUGGGAUGAUAUCCAGAACGUGUUUACAGCUGAAGGAUCAAGUCUUAGUUAGAGCCGGAGCCGCUCCGGGCCGCGCUCCGGGCCGCGCUCCGGGCCGCGCUCCGGGCCGCGCUCCGGGCCGCUCCGGGCCGCGCUCCGGGCCGCGCUCCUGCAGAUAUGAUGUUGUUUAUUGA